AAGCAGCGGACGCGAGCGCGCAAACAGCAUACAAAAAGCUCGCACAGCUAAAAGCGCAUAACGGUUCUUCAGGAGCAGCCUUCUAAUACAAAGCGUCCGCGUCGGCGUCAGCGUCAGCGUUAACGUCGACGUCAGCGUUGACGACUUGUAAAUAAAGAAAUACUCGCAUAUAAAAUCUGUUGCAUCAUUGCUGAAACACUUCAGUCGCUGAAUCGCGUGCGUGGAGGCAACACUUUACGCGACAACAACAACAACAACAAAGUGCAACAACAACUACAACACAAGAAGCAGUGCGCGCAGCUGCAGUGACAAUUUCAAGCGGCAUCCAAUAGAAAAAAAAACUAAAAAAAGUGUUUUUAAAAUAAAAGAAACAUGUGCUAAGUUAAAAAAAAUAAUAAUAUUAAGUGACUUAAGCAAACAAAACAAAAGUGCAGUUGUCAAAAAAUGUGAAGCAAAAAAUAAAUAAAACAAUUAAAAAAUUUUAAAUUGUUUUAAAAAUUUAGAAUUUUGUUGCAAACAUUUCCAAAGAACAGUUUACCUCAAAUAACAACAACAAAGACCCUAAAAAUGAUUUAGCGGCUGCCAAAGGGAUAGAAAGCAAAGUUUAAUAAACCGCAAUCGCCACACGCUGCCCGCCGCUGCCCGCCCCCGCGCAAUAUUGCAAAUUGGAAUACAAAAUAAAAGGCAUCAAAAUUUUACCCUCAUUCGCAAACCUCAAAAUGCUGAACAUGGAAUCGCCUCAGAUGUACGCGGAUGCGGUGCAAACGCUGGCGCAGCUCGACUUGAAGAAGCAGCCGCAGCCGCUGCCGCAGCAGGCAACAAUCGGCCAAAUUACACUGACGGCGAUGUCCAGUGCACAGCAGCAGCAGCAGCAACAGCAACAGCAACAGCAGCAACAGCAGCAGCAGCAGCAACAGGUGACAACUGAUGCGAACAACAAUGCAACAGUUCAGGAUGCGGCGCUGCUGGUCAAGCAGCAUGCGAUGCAGCAGAUGCAGCUGAACACCAACAACAACAGCAACAACUUGCUACAGAAACAAAUGUUGCAACAGUACAGCACACAAACGGAUCUGGACGAGCUGACCACACAGGAGAUAACUUUGGACUUGCAACAUUUGAUCGACGAUCAGUUUCGGGACACGGAGACCUUGGGCAUAUUCAGCGAUAUGGUGACCAGUCCGGGCGGACUAUCUGCCACACUGCCGCCCAGCGGCAUGGUCAGCGCGGCGGCCAAAGUGUUGCAGCAGCAGCAACAAACGCUGGCCAAUGCGCGCCAGCAACAGCACUCGUAUGGACGGGCAGCGCUCGCGUACAUGCCGCAGGCGGUGCACUCGAAUGCCACAUACAACAAUCACUCGAGCGACGAGAACAGCUCCGUGGGCAGCGAUUCGAGCAGCACCAUCAAGGAGGAGCCCAUCGAUCCGGAGUAUCGCAGGCAUCUGCAGGAGUCGGUCAGCAGCCAGGCGGCUGCGGCGUUUAUCAACAACAGCAAUGGGCUCUACAAUGCGUAUCAGAGCAACAACUUGAGCAACAACAACAGCAGCAGCAACAACAGUAGCAACAACAGCAGCAACAACAGCAGCAACAACAACUCGACGAAUGCAGCUCAAUUCACCAAUCUGACAACGGCGAAUGUCCUGGCACAUCACAGUCUGCCGCAUCUAACGGCAAACACGGCCCAGCAACUGCUGAAACAUCACUCGAAGCUGCAGCAGACGCAGCAGCAGCACGCACAGCAGCAGCAGCACGCACAGCAGCAGCAUCGCAAGCACAGCAACAAGCAUGUGGACAAGGGCACCGAGGAGUAUCGCAGGCGGCGCGAGCGCAACAACAUAGCGGUGCGCAAGAGUCGGGAGAAGGCAAAGGUGCGCUCAAAGGAGGUCGAGGAGCGCGUCAAGUCGCUGCUCAAGGAGAAGGAUGCGCUCUUGCGUCAGCUGAGCGAAAUGACCAAUGAGCUUUCGCUGCACAAACAGAUUUAUAUGCAGCUGAUGAAUCACGCGAAUCCCGAAGUGAGUCGCGUCUGUCGCAGCUUUCUCAAUACGAACGAACAUGCGCUGUAGCUGUGAUGAUUGACUGAACGAAUGAAAGAAAGAGCGACAGAGAUAGAGAGAGCGCGAAUGCGUGCGAGGAGAGAGCCUGUAAAUUAGUGUGAUUGUGCGUGUGCGUGUGUGUGACUGACUCAAUAAAAGCUGUGUGGGUAGCGUAUAAGUCUAAGGAUGUUAAAGCUGUAAACAAAACAAACAGAAUAACAAAAAAAACAACAA
Molecule: messenger RNA, 2264 nt
Organism: Drosophila montana
Lineage: Eukaryota; Metazoa; Arthropoda; Insecta; Diptera; Drosophilidae
Gene: slbo
Product: slow border cells
Exons: 1
Coding region: 720-2060 (446 amino acids)
Biological process (GO): regulation of transcription by RNA polymerase II; DNA-templated transcription
Molecular function (GO): RNA polymerase II cis-regulatory region sequence-specific DNA binding; DNA-binding transcription factor activity, RNA polymerase II-specific
Source: RefSeq, a predicted model, not a curated record